ACGUCCUCCGUGGAGGGUCAGGCCUGAACCCCUCUCUGGAGCUGGACACCUCUGGGUUCCUGGCUCCGGCCUUGCCUGCGCGCUCGCCCAGAGGUGAGGAAGGGAGCAGGGACAGGGGCACCUGGAAACUGAAUGGUCGCUGGAAGUGACGUCUCUGAUCUUUACCGAGGCAGCCGGCUCAACUUGGAUCUGCCAGAAUUUGUUUCCUGGGCUAUGGGAGAUGUCAGCGAGUUAAAAAUGCAAAUAACACCGGAAACUCCAGGAAGGAUCCCUGUUUUAAAUCCCUUUGAAAGUCCUAGUGAUUAUUCUGACCUCCAUAAACAAACCCUUGCAAGUCCUUCUGUCUUUAAAGCCACAAAACUACCAACACCAGGGAAAUUUAGGUGGUCUAUUGAUCAGCUGGCUAUAAUGAACCCUGUAGAAAUAGACCCAGAGGAGAUUCAUCGUCAGGCCUCCUACUUAAGUCAUUCCCGAACAGAUAAAGAUGUGGAAGACAAAAGACAAAAAGCCAUCGAAGAGUUUUUCACUAAAGAUGUCAUUGUCCCCUCUCCCUGGACUGAGCAUGACGGGAAACAGCCCGUAGAGCUUCACCCCAGCAAAUGCCUUAAUAGCAACGGCGACUCUCCUGUUGGGCAGAAGCUGACACUUCCCUCUGAGAAGUGCAAUGCUGCCUGCCAGACUCUGCUGUCUCUUCCUGUGGAUUUCAAUCUGGAAGCCAUAUUGGGAGACUAUUUUAGAGCUGAUGACGCUGCGGACCAGUCUCCUGGGAACCUCAGUUCCUCGUCUCUCAGAAGAAAGCUCUUUUUGGAUGUGAAUGGGAGCAUCUCUGACUCCUUACCUUCAGCUUCUCCCAGAAGUCCUCCUAGCACUACUCGAGAAUCUCUUGAGGGACAGUUUUCUUCUAGCCCCAUUGAGAACAGUACAAGAAAAUACAGUUUGGGGAGCAUAGCUAGCCCACCGACUAUUUCUUUACCCACUUUCUCACCAAUUGCACUUGAAGCAGGAAAGACACCACUCUCAGAACAAAGGAAGUAUAUAUUUCAUUCUCCUGAAGCUUCAUCCGGAGCAAGAUCUACCGGGAUCAUUAAUCCAAGCAUCAGGAGUCCGUACAUAGAUGGCUGCUCACCAAUUAAAAGCUGGUCUCCUCGGAGACUGAGAGGUGGUACUCAGUACUUGUCCUCACUGAUUCGGGUCCCUUUUACUCUUGAGAACAACAGUGACAGCGAAGAAGAUGAGGCUCCCUCCACAGAUGUCUCUCCACCAGGCCCAAGUGCGCCAGUAUCCCUCCCGCCCUUGAACUGUGAGCCUCUGGCGUGUGGCGAGCCUUCGGUGGUCACUGCCAUGUCUCUUACACGGAGCCAGUCUAGUUCUGAGAAAGAUCUAGCGCCGCUGGAGGAUGUUGAGAGCGAGAGGGAAAAUGACACUGUGGAUAUGUUCGACCCUCUAGACACAGAAGAUGAGAGCACUUGGAUAAAGGAGCCAGUGAGUGAUGGGAAUUCAGCCAUGACUGGUUUUGUGAGUGGAAUUGCCUUCAAUAUCGAAAGCUCUCAUAUGUGCAUGUCCCCUCUCGCGGAGAGCAGUGUUCUGCCGUGUGAAAACAGCAAUAUCCAGGUAAGGCUUUUUGUAUUUGAUAGUCUUUAGCAAUAUCCAGGUAAGGCUUUUUGUAAUUGCUAGUCUUUGACUCUGGGUGUUACAGGGUGAGAAAUCUAAUAGGCUAAAUGUGAGCACUGUAGCAUUGGAGAGUUUAAAAGUUACCAGGAGUGUUGAGCACGAUGGCGUGCAUUAUUAGGCGUACCUGGGAGGCACUUGGGGCUCACUUGGGAGGCAGAGACAGAUUUUUGUGAGUUCAAGGCCAGCCAGCUUUACAAAGCCAGUUUCAGACCAACUAGGGCACUGUAGUAUUAAAAAAUUACCAAAAGCAAUCAGGAGGAUUAAUUAUUCAUAUUUCAUAUAUCUAUUAACCACUGUCUGCUGGGAAUAGUAAAUUAUGAGCAGAAAAGAAGCCAGGCUCAGACAUCAUCUCAGGAGACAGCUGUGUCCUGGGAUCUGCUGCAGGAAGAAUGAAUGCCGUUUCUAUUUAUUUAUUUGUUUGUUUGUUUGUUAUGUAUACAAUAUUCUAUCUGUGUGUAUGCCUGCAGGUCAGAAGAGGGCACCAGAUGGUUGUGAGCCACCAUGUGGUUGCUGGGAAUUGAACUCAGGACCUUUGGAAGAGCAGGCAAUGCUCUUAACCGCUGAGCCAUCUCUCCAGCCCCAUGAAUGCCAUUUCUAGCAUAGGAUUCGUAUGCUAAAACUUGAAUGGGUUUGGUUUGCCUUAAUGUCCUUUAGGGGAGAAAGAAAACUUAGAGCACUUUUAUGUCUAACUUUUUAUGUACUUGAAACAGUCAACAUUUUUUCGUGUGCAUCAGAGGCUAAGUAGGUUCCCUGAAGUUUAAAAAGGAAAUGAACAGCAGAGCCAGUACGGACUCCAGCAGCUUUGCAUCCCAAGGCCAUGUUCUCUGAGUUGAUGCCAACUCAGGAGCAGCUGACUCUGCGGGCUCAGUGUGCUGAGAGGCUCUUGAUGCCUCGCCUUUGUGUUUUCUGAUUGACACUGGGCAUGCUGAUGCCGAAAACUGAAAAUGGAACUGGAACCUUUCAUUUUAAAACUUUUUUUAAAAUUGUUUUUAUUGGGCUAUAUUUUUCUCUACUCCUCUCCCUUCCUCUCCCCUCUUUCUAUCCUCUUCCAUGAUCCCCACACUCCCAAAGUAUGCAGGAGCGCUUGUCUUUUUCUACUUCCCAUGUAGAUUAGAUCCGUGUAUGUCUCUCUUAGGGUCUUUGUUCUCUAGGUUAUCUGGGAUUGUGAAUUGUAGGCUGAUUUUUCUUUAUGUCUAAAAGCCACUUAUGAGUACAUAUUGUAUUUGUCUUUUUGGGUCUGGGUUACCUCACACAAUAUGGUGUUUUCUAGAUCCAUCCAUUUGCCUGCAAAUUUCAAGAUGUCAUUAAUUCUUUCCGCUGUGUGGUACUCCAUUGUGUAAAUGUGCCAUUAUCUUUUUUAUCCAUUCUUUGGUUGAGGGGCAUCCAGGUUCUAUGAUAAAAAAUGCUGCUAUGAACAUAGUUGAGCACAUGUCCUUGUAGUAGGAUUGAGCAUCCUUUGGCCCCAAAGUGCUAUUGCUGGUUUCUGAAGUAGGUUGUUUCCUAAUUUUCUGAGAAAUCAGUUAUGUAUUGGAACUGAGUCAUAAGCCAGUCACUUGGCAGUGAUAUCAGAAAGAAGACUCUUUGUAAGCAAUCUGAUAUUUACAGUCUUGAUCAAGUAUCUAUCGACCUGUAACAGAACCGAGGGAUUUCCCUUGGGAUGUACUGUUCAAUUUUAUUGUACUUGUCCCAAGGGUUUUGCUUUAAUUGUGACUCCCAGGAACCAGUAAGUGGGUAUACAGACAUGAAAACUAGGAGUAUUUUCCUUGUGAUCACCUGGGUGACAACAGUAUGACUUUAUACACUAUUGUAGAUGUCCUUCAGGGGAUCAAAGCAGCACAGACUUCCCUACUCCUAAUUUGUAAGGAAAGGUGAAGGGCUAGGUCAGUGUGUUGUGUGUGUUGGGUGGUGUUUGGUGCUCAGCAAUAUUACAAGUAAAUGGCCCUCAACCAACCCUGACCCCCAAGACAGGGUUUCUCUGUAGCUUUGGAGCCUGUCCUGGAACUAGCUCUUGUAGACCAGGCUGGUGUCAAAUUCACAGAGACCUGCCUCUGCCUCCCAAGUGCUAGGAUUAAAGGCGUUCACCACCGCACUGUGCAAAUGUAAAAGUGAAAAGAACUUUAACUUGAGCCUCUGAUGUCAAUGUAUAACACUGAGUUAAUCUUUCUGAACCUUCACUUCCUCACCUUAUAAAGUAGAUGUUGAAAGGACAAAAUAAAAAUGGCAUUAUAGCGCUACAAAUGACCAAGAAUUUUUAUUCAGUAAAUGCUUUUUACAGUAGAUACCUGUGGUCCAAAAUUGUUUAAAUUUAAAAUAUAAAGUUUGCUUCAAAAUUCAUGCUAUUUUGAGCACCAUAUCUUAAACUGACCCUCAGUGGGAUGCCAAACACCCUUUGACUAAUGUCCCCACACUGCCCGUACUUCUACCAAUCAUUCACACAGCAGCCAUUUCAGUUGUCAAGCUGACCACUAGGCUAACAUGUCACUUGUAUUCACAAAGAGCUUUUUCAAAACUUAAUAUUGACUAAAAGCACUAACAUAAUUCUAGCAAUUUGCAUAUGUCAAAGAGGAGCCAGAAAAUUCUUGAAAGUGCAAAGUACAAUAAAUAUUUUAAGAUCAUAUUCCAUAACUUUUUAUAAACAUAUUUAUAAAUCAAGCAUAGUGUGGCACAUGCCUGUAAUCCCAGCACUCUUUUGAGUCUGAGGCAAAAAUGUGAAUUUGAAGCCAAACUAGGUUAGAUAGUGUUCCAUAACCAGAAAUGUGCUAUAGUUGUUCUAUUCUUAUUGAACUUUUACUGUCUAAUCCAUAAGUAAAAUCUUAUCACAGGUAUGUGUAGGUAGGACAAACAGAGGAUGCAGCGUUUGGUGAUACCUGAAGUGUCUUGGAAGGUAUCCUCCAUGAUAAUAGAAUACCAACUUAAAAAUGUGUAAAUCUUUUUCACUUUUGGGGCAAGCCAGUAUGUUUUAAAAUGUAACCAUUUUCUUAUGUGCAUGCCAUUAUGAACAGCUGGGUAUGAGCCUUAUGCAGGCUAUCUUUAUUUUUUAAUACUCCAAUGGUAUUUAGAAACUGUAUAAGCAAAGCAUUUACAGAUAAGCUGGAAAGGAAAACUGAUUGUAGUCUUUAUUUUCACUUUGGAAAGAGCAGAAAAGCACCUGGUGACUUGUCUACUGAUGCUAAAGAAAUUAUAGCUCCUUCCCAAGAAAUAUCCUAUGAAGUGUUGCAGGGAAAAGCAAUUUCGUGUAGAGCUUUUAGGAUCAUGUAUUAAAUUCAUUUACUGUGAUCACUGUUACAUUGUUCAGAUGUAGUGAAUUAUAUGCUCACUUAGCCUUUGCAUUUCUUACAAUAUUUCAUGUAAAUUAGAACAAUGAAUGAGUUUGCAGUUUUAUGAGUCAGUGUUUUGUUUUUCAUUCCUCCAAGAUGGACAGUGGCUACACCACACAGACUUGUGGAAGCAAUGUCACUGAUAUUGCUGGGACAGAAAGCUGCUGCAAAGAAAAUGUCACACAGUCCUUUGAAGCAGAAAUAAAAUCUCAAGGUUGUAAUAUAAAGGUAUGGAGA
Messenger RNA from Alexandromys fortis (reed vole), 5225 nucleotides. It is a transcript of the gene Bora, whose product is annotated as BORA aurora kinase A activator. Gene Ontology annotation, cellular component: nucleus; cytoplasm. The transcript has 11 exons. Gene Ontology annotation, molecular function: protein kinase binding. Lineage: Eukaryota; Metazoa; Chordata; Mammalia; Rodentia; Cricetidae. The record is from RefSeq and is a predicted model, not a curated record. The coding region runs from base 133 to 1641 and encodes 502 amino acids. Gene Ontology annotation, biological process: activation of protein kinase activity; regulation of mitotic spindle organization; regulation of mitotic nuclear division.